UAUGCAUGUACAUGCUCGUGCGUACAUGUUGAGAAUACAUAGCUGAAAAAAGGAGCUUCGCAGGGCCAGAGCGAGCUCGUAUUUAUCUAGCUAUCUAGUAGCUUAGUGUGAGUGUCACUACCCUUCGCCCCGUCCGUCAUCUUCCUCCAGCCUCUUCCCCUAUCCUUCUCCAUGAGAUCUUAGCAUUCCAAUCCAUGGCAAGUCCAUUGCAAAUUGCAGCAGUGGGCUGGGGCUUCGUGGUCAUGGGUUGGAUGCUGACACCCAUACUCAGCUUUCUUGUGGACAAGUUCUUUGCCAACCUCUCCUUUGACACAUCAAGAAAGCUUCGGAAGCUGGAGAUCAACACUAUCCCAAGCCUCAGGGAGACGCUGAGAAAAGUGGAGGAGCAAAGGAUGGUUGGAGAAGUGAAAGGCAAGGGAUCUGACUCUGAUCUCGCGACGCUCAAGAAGAUAGAAAAUGAUCUCAAGUCCAUCAUGUACGAGGCCGAAGACAUACUACUGGAUGUCGUCGAUUAUCACCGGAUUGAGAAGGAAGUCAAGGGGGACGGCCCCAGCUGGAUCUCAAGGGCUGCUGGCACUUGCAUCACCCACUGCAAGGGGACCUGGUUCCGGAGAUGCAUAGGGUUGUGCUGGCUGGGCGCCACACUAUGCAGAUCUGGUGAGCAGCAAAUACCAAUUUCCCAAAGGCCCUCCAACUCCAAUCCCGUGAUGCAGAAGCUCCGUGCUUGGUCACUGUCCCUAGACAUCAAGGUCCUCUGUCAAUCCAUGCAGAGGUGGUUAGCCGAAACAUAUGUGGCUGCUUGUCAUUACCGGGAUUGGUCAUAUGAAGAGGUUGGCAUCAAAGCAAACAAGAAGGAUGACAUUGCAGUAGAUCUUUUCUUCCUUAGUAUCGAUGGAAAAAGCUUGAGGAAACGAAUAGAGGACAUAGAAAAAAGAUUGAAUGACUCAAAACACUCACCUCUUUUGAGUCAGAAACGCAGCAGCAGCAGCGAAAUUCCAGCCAAGGGUAUUAGCGAAAACAGCAGCAGACAGGAGCAGAUUGUCGACUCGCACAUAAUGAUCUUACAGAAGGUAUUCGGUCGAGACAAGAAGCGUAAGGAUAUAUCUAGAAAGCUUCGUGAGGGACCAGAUGCUUAUGGACCAAGCUCCAAUAGUAGUAAACCUUAUUCUGUGAUUGAUAUACAUGGUAUUGCAGGGUCCGGGAAGAGUACCUUGGCGAAAUAUGUUUGUGAGUAUGAGAAGAAGGCUGAAGACAAACAUUUUGACCUUAUCAUGUUCAGUCACGUGUCAACAACUUUCAGAGUGGAUAAGAUAUUUCGUGAUAUUCUGGAGCAGAUAACGCAAGUCCGGCCCUCCGAUACUGAACGCCUUCAAAGCAUACAAAAGGAGGUGAAGGAAAAACUGCAAGGCAGACGUUUCUUGUUGGUACUGGAUGAUCUCUGGGUCAAUAAUGACAGUCAGAUGGAACAGGAUAUUCUACUUGAUGCCCUUGACGUUGGGCAGAGUGGAAGCAGAAUCCUGGUGACUGCUCAAAGAGAAGAUGCGGCUGCAGCUCUAGGUUGCGCUCAGGAGCAAAUUCCAAUACCUGAUCUGGAAGAGGUGGAGUACUUAUCGUUGUUCAUGCAUCAUGCACGAUCAGGUGCAAUCGGUAAUGAUGCAGAAUAUGAAAGGAUUGGAAUCAAGAUUGCGAACAAGCUACGCCGCUCACCCAUUGCUGCAGUAACAGUUGGAAAGCAGCUUCGGAGGAAUAGAAGGAUCAGUUUCUGGGAAACAACGGCGAACGAUGUCGUGCUGAAUGAGACCAUGGGAGCUCUGUGGUGGAGCUAUCAGCAGCUUGGUGAUGACACCAGGCGAUGCUUUGCAUACUGCAGCACUUUCCCUAGAGGAUACGGGUUAAAACGAGAUGAGUUGGUUCGCAUCUGGAUAGCACAGGGGUUUGUAAACGCCAGUAGUCAUGCAACAGAGGAAUUGGAAGACGUGGGCAAUCGCUACUUUGAUGAGUUACUGACACUCUCAUUUCUGCAAGUGCAAAGAACAAUUUUUUGCACUGAAUUCACAUCUCAUGACCUGCUACAUGAGUUGGCAGAGAGGCUUGCGGGAAGUGAUUUCCAUAGAAUUGAUUCGAGUUGCCCGCCAAAAGAUAUUCCGCUUGGGGUUCGCCAUGUUUUCGUCGAGACCAAUAAUGCAGCAAAGGUCGCAGAGUUAAGUCUGGACUUGGGAACUUUGCGCACCCUGAUCAUUAAGGAGCACUGUACAGAAGAUACGGAUAGAAUGCAACCCAUGGACAUGGAUGACUUGGAAAAAGUCUUUGAUUGUUUGUUCAUGAGGCUGAGGGAACUGCGGGUCCUGAUUGUUGAACUAAAACGUAAGACAAAAGUGUUGUCAGUCCCAGCAUCUGUUGAUCGGAUGAAGCAUCUACGUUAUCUUGGUUUCCUUCCCGGGUACAUGAAGGUGAUUUUGCCAAGCACAUUUAGCAAGCUUUACCAUAUGCAGACCAUAGAUGUCUAUCCUGCUUCUCCCUACAGGACGGUAUCCUGUCCUGAAGAUAUGGCUAAUCUCGUCCAUCUGCGGCACGUCACUGCUUGGAUGCCUUUCCCCAACGUUGGCAGGCUGAUGUCACUCCAUACGCUGCCACACUUCGAAGUAAAGGAGGAACAAGGGUACGAGCUGAAGCAGCUGAAGCACCUAAACAAGCUUCGGGGCGCUCUGCGGAUAUGGGGUCUUGGGGUUGUCGGAAGCAAAGAGGAAGCUCUCGGAGCUCAGCUAGCCCGCAAGGAGCGAGUCACAAAACUGGAGCUGAAAUUCGGUUAUAAUACCUGCAACGACCCAGACGUCGCAGCAGAGGUACUUGAGGGUCUUUGCCCCCCGAAGGAUCUUGUAGAGCUCCAGAUCUACCACUACAAGGGUUCAAGGUAUCCUAGCUGGAUGUUGAGUCGGCAGCACCCAGACGCCCCAAAGCGCCUGCAAAAACUUGUGCUCCUUUGUUGCAGCCGGCUGGCAUCUAUUCCUAAAGAUUGUGAGCUCUUCAUUCAUCUGCGUGAGCUCCGCAUCGAGUCUUGCGACUGGGACUGCUUGCCAGAAAAUAUGGAGCGCCUCGGGUCGCUCCAGAAUUUGUUUAUUUAUGAUUGCGAUAAGAUGGAGCUCCUUCCGACGCUGCCCCAGUCUCUUCAGGAGAUUCAAAUCAUUCACUGCCGCGUGCUGAGUACAACCUGUCAAGAAGAGGGGCACAGAAAUUGGCAUAAGAUUCAGCACAUUCCGGACAAGGUCAUUUGGUAAUUAAGGAAGGACGAAACCAUUUCUUUUUCCCAUGUACCAGCGACAGCUGAGCUCAGACCCCUUGUUACGCUUGUGAAUCCAUCUGUACGUCAAGCAGAUUCGUGUGUCAGGAAUGCUCUAGCUUGCUUCCUCCACUGUGCGCAUGUUCUAGAUUGUUUAUUACUUUGAUCCGUGGGCGAAACGGAUAGUGCUUCUCUUGCUUGCUUCCUGUAUGCGCAUGUAUACUCUAGCUUGUUUACUGUUAUCCUCUGCAUUAUACAUGGACGGGCUUUCA
Messenger RNA from Panicum hallii, 3549 nucleotides. Its product is annotated as putative disease resistance protein RGA4. Gene Ontology annotation, biological process: defense response to other organism. The coding region runs from base 195 to 3275 and encodes 1026 amino acids. The transcript is spliced from 2 exons. Lineage: Eukaryota; Viridiplantae; Streptophyta; Magnoliopsida; Poales; Poaceae. Gene Ontology annotation, molecular function: ADP binding. The record is from RefSeq and is a predicted model, not a curated record.